Carica papaya (papaya) is the source of this 3299-nucleotide messenger RNA. RefSeq names its product Tetratricopeptide repeat (TPR)-like superfamily protein. Gene Ontology annotation, biological process: RNA modification. Lineage: Eukaryota; Viridiplantae; Streptophyta; Magnoliopsida; Brassicales; Caricaceae. Gene Ontology annotation, molecular function: protein binding; RNA binding. The record is from RefSeq and is a predicted model, not a curated record.
UUUUUCUUCCCUCUGGACAGCCGCACCAGACAGUCGUGUUGCUUGACGAAUUGCCUCUUUGAGGUAUUAGCUCGGCAUCUCGGACGAAGGCUCUCAAAAUGUUGGAAGGAUGAUGGCUGGAAACGCUAUUAUCUUUUUCUAAAAAGAAAAAAACUGAUUGAAAAUCUACGCUGUUUUGUGAAAAGUGUCGUUGUCGGUUCGACUGGGUUUGGUAUUUUUGCUUUGUCUUCGCCAAUUUUCUUUGGGUUGAAUCAUUUAGUGAACUGUCUGUUUGCUCUUAGUGAUCGUUAAAUUUUUCUUAUAUAGACCAUGCUCGUAACGAGAUAUGAAAUCAUCAUGGAGCAAAGAGUUUCAAUUUGAUGCAAGCAAGUGUUGCUGGAAUUUGGCAAAAUUUACAGUCCUUACAGUCUUACCAAUUUUAUGAUAGCUUUACAAUCUAAGAAUCAGUAACCUCAUCUAUUGAGUGGGGAGAUAGAAUUACAGGAGUGGUCCUUCAUUUAGAUGCGAAGGUAGGGCAUUUUUGUUUCUUCAAAUGGUUGUUUGCAUAUUAUUUUGAUGACUCUUGCUUUUGGUCAUUCUUCCUUGGUUCCUUUGGUGCUGGGAGAUCAGUAGGAUCUCUUCGAAUUGCUAGUAGAUGCAAUCACAUAUAACUAGGAUCUUGCGGCUAUUGAGGAUAUAGCUAGGUGGUGCUACUCUUGGUUCAGAAGGUUUUGUCACAGAUAUGAGAAUUUGGUACAUUCAUGUGAAGGAAGUGUCAGAGUCAACAAACACUCGGAACCUUUACUCAGAUGAUUCCAAUUCAGAAUAUGAAAAACACACUUUUUUUUGUCAAGAACAUGAUAAGAAACUUCAGAUCACAACCACAAUUCACCUUCAGCUACUCCCGACCAAAUGUACAAUCAACAUCAUUCACCAACUUCAGGACCGAACACUUUAGCAAUGACUACAUAAGCUCCCUGUGUAAUCAAAAGCUUUACAAAGAAGCUCUUGAAGCAUUUGACUUCUUGCAAAAAAAUACAAGCUUCCGAAUUAAUCUAAGUACUUAUGCUUGUUUAAUCUGUGCCUGUUCUUCUGUGAGAUCUCUAUGGCAUGGCAGAAAAAUCCACAAUCAUAUUUUGAAAUCCAACUGCCAGCCAGACAUUAUUCUUCAUAAUCAUAUUCUUAAUAUGUAUGGUAAAUGUGGUUCUUUGAAAGAUGCAAGAAAGGUUUUCAACGACAUGCCCCUACGAAAUGUAGUCUCUUAUACUUCAGUUAUUACUGCAUAUUCGCAGAAUGGCCAAGAGGAUGAUGCAAUCAAAUUGUACUUUGAACUGCUAAAAUCAGGUGUUAUUCCAGAUGAAUUCACCUUUGGAAGCAUUGUAAAAGCAUGCUCAGGUGUGAAUGAUCUUGGAUUAGGGAGGCAGCUCCAUGCUCAUAUCAUAAAAUCAGAAUGUGGUUCUCAUCUUAUUGCACAAAAUGCUCUUAUUGCAAUGUACACAAAGUUCAAUCAAAUCACUGAUGCAUGUGAUGUUUUCUACCACAUUGUCAAAAAGGAUUUAAUUUCAUGGGGUUCAAUGAUUGCUGGUUUUUCACAACUUGCUUAUGAGUUGGAAGCUUUGAGCCAUUUUAAAGAAAUGCUCUGUCAGGGUGAAUUCCGACCAAACGAGUUUAUAUUUGGCAGUGCUUUUAGUGCCUGUAGCGGCCUCCAAAAUCUAGAAUAUGGAAAGCAGAUACAUGGGAUGUGCACAAUNNCAGAUAUAGUAUCCUGGAAUGCUAUCAUCUAUGCUUUUGCAAAUGAUGGUGAUAUUAGUGAGGCUCUGUCAUUUUUUUCUCAACCAAGGCAUCUGGGGUUGAUCCCAGAUGAUAUCACCUUGAAAUCCUUACUUCGUGCAUGCAUUAACCCUUUGGCUCUACCUCAGGGUAGGCAGGUUCACACCUAUAUUAUUAAGACAGGUUUUGAGUCCAAUAUUUCUGUAUGCAACUCUCUGCUCACCAUGUAUUCAAGGUGUUCAGACCUAUGUAAUGCAUAUAUUGUUUUUGAAGAGAUGAAAAAAGAUGUAGAUUCAGUUUCUUGGAAUGCAAUUCUUGCAGCAUGCCUGCAACAUAACGAGGCUUCAGAAGUUUUUAGAGUAUUUAAGCGAAUGCUCAGUUCUCAAUGUAAGCCAGACAAUAUUACUUUAGGUAAUUUAUUAAGGGCUGGUGCAGAAUUGUCAUCUCUAGAAAUGGGGAACCAAAUUCAUUGCUUUGCUGUGAAAACUGGGCUUGUGCUUGACAUCUUCAUCAUGAAUGGACUCAUCGAUAUGUAUGCUAAGUGUGGAUCCCUUGGAUAUGCUAGGGAGCUCUUUGAUUCAAUGGAAACUCCUGAUGUUGUCUCAUGGAGCAGUUUAAUCGUGGGGUAUGCUCAAUUUGGAUAUGGAGAGGAAGCUCUUACACUGUUUCAGGAAAUGAGAAGUUUAGCAGUGGAGCCUAACCAAGUAACAUUUCUCGGAGUCCUCACAGCUUGUAGUCAUGUGGGACUGGUUGAAGAAGGGUGGCAAUUGUACAACAUAAUGGAAACUGAGUUUGGAAUUAUGCCUACAAGAGAGCACUGCUCUUCUGUAGUUGACAUACUUGCUCGUGCUGGGCAUUUGAAUGAAGCUGAAGAGUUUAUUAAUCGAAUGGCAUUUGAUCCUGAUAUAGUUGUGUGGAAAACUCUACUAUCUGCCUGUAAAACCCAUGGGAAUGUUGAUAUUGCCAAACGUGCUGCAGAGAAUAUGUUGAGAAUCGAUCCCUGCAAUUCUUCUGCAUAUAUACUGCUGUGCAAUGCUUAUGCUUCUUCUGGGAGUUGGGAAGAUGUUGCCAGGCUGAGGAGCAUGAUGAAGCAUAAGGAUGUUAAGAAAGUUCCAGGACAGAGCUGGAUAGAAAUUAAGGAUAGGGUCCAUGUUUUCUUUGCGGAAGAUAUUCUGCAUCCAGAAAGGGACAAGAUAUACAUUGUUCUUGAGGAGCUGUGGUUACAAAUGCUAGAUAAUGAUUCUGUUCCAUUCCAGAAAUAAGAUUGAAGGGCAUCCUAGAAAAAUGCAUCUAAGGUUUUUCUCUCUAUCAAAAAUCAUGGAAAGGGACAAGAUAUACAUUGUUCUUGAGGAGCUGUGGUUACAAAUGCUAGAUGAUAAUUCUGUUCCAUUCCAGAAAUAGGAUUGAAGAGCAUUCUAGAAAAAUGCAUCUAAGGUUUGUUCUCACUAGCAAAAAUCAUGGGAAGGGUGUCCUGAUUAUCCAAUGAUUUUGGAAACAAUCUAUCCAAUCUAUGCAACAGAGAUAUGAAAGUAUGUUUUUCUUUGUAGACU